AUGAGGUCCCAGUCGCAUACGAAGAUGCCUACUAGACUCAGCACAUCAGGACCAAAACCAAAUUUGAACAGGUCCAAAUCUUCAGACAUUAUAAGAACGCUGCGGCAACCUGGUAUCAAGAGAAACAACAGAUCGUUCACCAAGGUUCCUGGGUUUCUUCCAUUGCAUAAGACGAUGCUGAACAGCUCUGUAAAGGGCGCAGGCACGCUCAACAGAUCUACUCUGGCAAACUCACUCAAAGGGUUUGCUCCCUUGCGUAAGACUACCCUGAACGGGUCGAGUAAGGAUAGACAUGCAUUACACAAGACGUUUCUGAACAGCUCCAUGAGGUCGAGUAAAUCGCUGAACUCCCUCAAAGGAUUGAACAACUCCGUUACGAACGGGCCAAGUAUUGGUCUCCGGCUCAGCUCAAAGAGAGGAAGGGCCAUUGUGAGGUUGAAUGAGGAUGCAGAAAGCAACGAAUAUGAGGAUCUCAGCGAGGAUUCAGAGCUGGAAACGAGCUCAAGGCAGCAGGACCGCUCAAACGAGAACCUCCCACUGGAAACUCAAGAUUGGAAUGAGGAUCAUAAGAUUUCGCAAGUGCCAGAACAGUCUGAAAGUGAUUCAUCCAAAGACGAUACGCCAAUCGCAAAACCUGUUCCACAGAACAAGGCUCUCGGUAGAGUCAAGCAAGAGCUUGAAGCGGUUGACGAACGUGCAAAAUGCACGUCAGAACCCCCUGCUUUGAUAUCAACAAACAGCUCAACUGACGAACUCAUGAACAACAACUUAUACGGUGGAUCUUUGCUUCUUUCUCAAUCCACCGGCCUAACCAGGAAGAUCAAUGAGCCGCUAGGAUACAACAUGGCUGGUGGUGCUUCUGAUGAGAGGCUCGAUCGCUUGCGUGACGAGAGUGUUAGUGGUAUCUCGUUCAAGGCGAGGCCAUAUAAUGAGCUCCGAAACAAAGAACCGGCAGAGCCAGUCCAGGCCACUACGACGGCAUCAGUCAGCUCUUAUCAACCAGACCAGAGCAUCUUCAGUAAUUUGCAGAGAAACAACUCCAAGUAUCUAAGCAACGUCAAACUGCAAAGACCGUCGCAACAAACACAAUCACAGACACAAAAUGCAUCAAACAAGGACUUUUCAAGCUUCUUGAAUAGCAGUCAUUCUUCCAAUGGCGCUUCGAACCAUAAUAUCGAGACCAGAACUCAACAGCGACUCUGGCUUCAGCGUGAGAACUCUCUCAUGGAUGUUUCUCAGAACAUUGAUCCCACCAAGCUUCAAAAUUUGUCAAACAUGUCGCUUAACAAAUUGAUGUUUGCUCACAAUUACAACAACAGCACGACCAAUGUGAGGGAUCAGGGCAGAGUAGCAGCUCCACAGACAGCAGGUGUCCAAAGUGGACCACAGGUGGGAGAACAAGAAGGACAAGCCUCCGGCGACUCGUCAAAUGUCACGAACUUAUUCCAUCUCGUUCAAAGUGGGCAUCAACAGGGAUCUGUGCGUUCUAGAACGGAGUAUGAGAGAUUGAACCGAGAGUACCUCAAUGUGAGGCGUCAUUUGAAUCCUGUGGCAGAGUCCUUGAACCGAAUGGAGAAGUUCUACGCUCACAAGAAGGGAUUGAAUAUGCAAAAAAGUACAUCGGUCUCCAAAGGUGCUUCAUCGUCAGUUCAUUCCCAAUCGAUGAAUGCCAAUAAGUUCGAGGAGUUUGCAGCAGAUAGAGAAAACCGAGAAAGUAAAGCUGCCAUGCUUGUGAACAGAGUUUGGCAAGACGCCUUGCUUCAAACGUCAUCUAACUCAAGUCCGUCUGUAUCGCGGCAGGAGCCUGCUGACCAAGGCGGUUCUCAGUUUCAUCAAAACCCCCAGCAAAUUCAACAGAGGUCACAACCAAUGAGACCCAGCCGAAGCACGGGUAACAGCUCUCAAAGGUCUUCACUUACACCCACUACACGUGCGGUAAAACUCGCAUCCCAGGCAGCCGGGGAUGGCCAAAGGUAG
Candidozyma duobushaemuli is the source of this 1977-nucleotide messenger RNA. RefSeq names its product Tco89p (gene TCO89). The transcript has a single exon. Gene Ontology annotation, cellular component: fungal-type vacuole membrane; TORC1 complex. The record is from RefSeq and is a predicted model, not a curated record. The coding region runs from base 1 to 1977 and encodes 658 amino acids. Gene Ontology annotation, biological process: TOR signaling. NCBI's taxonomy places the organism in Eukaryota, Fungi, Ascomycota, Pichiomycetes, Serinales, Metschnikowiaceae.